GGGCAUUAACCCUUUAACGACCAGAGAUCCCAUUUGGGAUCUUUAAAACAGCUACUUUCGGGUAGUCGUGGUGAACAAGUUUGAGCUUGUAUGAAAUUGACGCUUUGGCAACUCAUAGCUACACUCCUCUGCUCUUCGAAUCAACCAAUCAGAAGCCACCAGGCCCUCGCACGAAGACUGGAGGGCCUUCGACAGACACCUCAGUCGUGCGCAAGUUGGAAAACAGUCAAGACGUGUCGCAGUAACCUCCAAGUUCCCCCCCCCCCCCCAACUUCGUAAUCAUGUUACAAAGCAGUAUGUUUUCUGGGCAACGCAAUGCUGCAUUGGAGACUCAGGAACGUGUAACAUGGGUAGCCCCUGACGACGCUGAAUCAAGUGAUAUCGACAUGAGCCCUUUGGACAUUGACAGUGAUGAUGACGACCCUACCUACGUUCCUGACGAAGGCCUUACUCAGGACGGUGCCUUUGACCUUCCUAACUCUAGAGAUCGCAAGGUCAAUGUUGUCUCUCAAGCGAUGCCUAUGGAAGAGGAACCUGAGCCUAACCCUAAGAGGUCUCAUGCUGAUGAAUGGAAGAAGGAAAACAUUGAUAUCCAUGCCCUGCCCGACUACAUUCAUCAGAAGCCUGGUGCCAGGAAUUCUCUUGGCACUAGAGAUUUUGCUUUGCCAAGAAGGGGCCAACAGGUAGUUUUGCAAAAUAUUGAGACACGCCAGAAUGCCACUGCCCUACACAUGCCAAAGCGUGUCACCAUGAGGCAGACCUGCAAGUUCUGUUCUGGUGCAGGCCACAGUUCCCGCUGGAUGUGUGAGGAUUGCAAGGUUGCCCUUUGCCUUACUGAAGAAAGAAAUUGUUUUGCUUUGUUCCAUAAGAUUUCUAAGUAAGUUGUUUGUUAUGAUAGUUGUUUAUAGUGUUUUGUGUAUUUUUUUACUAUUUUUGUAUUAGAGUUUUGAUUAGAGUUUUUUAUAGAGUUUUCUGUAUUUUUAUACUAUUUUUGUAUCUAAUGUAUAUUUAUUUUUAUAUUAAUUAAAUUGUAAAGCCAUAUAAGUGUUUCUAUCAUACAUUGUGGAACAAAAAAAAUGAAUAAAUAAUAAUAAUCACAUGAUUUAUGGGCAAAUUAACAGUAUUUAUAAACUUGAAAAAGUUGCCCGCACGGCCCAAUAGAUCCCAUACGGGAUGAGCGUGGUCCGCCUAAGAGCGCCCGAGGCACCCAUACGGGAUACUUCAUUGCAUGCAAUUAUUUCGCUUACUUUGGAAAUUUUGUAAAAGUACACAAGAGUAAAAAGGUCUUGUAUUUACUAAUACUACAACAUACUAAGAGGAUUUUUUAAUGUUUCCCAUAAAACCCAGGGUGGACUUUAAAGGG
Molecule: messenger RNA, 1363 nt
Organism: Macrobrachium nipponense
Lineage: Eukaryota; Metazoa; Arthropoda; Malacostraca; Decapoda; Palaemonidae
Exons: 3
Coding region: 282-881 (199 amino acids)
Source: RefSeq, a predicted model, not a curated record